Messenger RNA from Manihot esculenta (cassava), 1463 nucleotides. Its product is annotated as UDP-galactose/UDP-glucose transporter 3. The coding region runs from base 331 to 1239 and encodes 302 amino acids. NCBI's taxonomy places the organism in Eukaryota, Viridiplantae, Streptophyta, Magnoliopsida, Malpighiales, Euphorbiaceae. Gene Ontology annotation, biological process: UDP-galactose transmembrane transport. Gene Ontology annotation, cellular component: endoplasmic reticulum membrane; Golgi membrane. The record is from RefSeq and is a predicted model, not a curated record. The transcript has 7 exons. Gene Ontology annotation, molecular function: UDP-glucose transmembrane transporter activity; UDP-galactose transmembrane transporter activity.
UUAUAUUUUCCGAUGAUGCAAUUUUUUCUUUAAAAAAGAAUGAUAUUGUUCGGUUUGCUUUUUAGAAAUAAAGGUGCAUUUUGUGAAUGUAUGGAUCUGAGAAUCAGGUUUUAGACGAGAAUUUGAUUUCGGUGAAAAAUUUAGGGAUGGAAUGAGCAAUAUAGUUAUAUUAGGAGUUAGGGUUCAAGAUUGAAAUUGAUAGUUUAUUAGCCCUCUAAUUUUAGCAUUCCCGUUUUGCAUUUUUAUUGCAAAUGGACACGUGGUUUUCAAUUUUAAUCGAGUGCCUGGAGGAAUGAGGUUUGUAACUGAAAUGAAGAUUAUGGACAUCAUAUGCAUUUGAUUCAACUCGGACCUCAAUUGUCUUUGAAUGGGAAGAGGUUUGAGCAUCUGGCAUUCCUAAAUCUGGCACAAAAUGUAGUCUGCUUAAUCUGGUCUUACAUAAUGAUAAAGAUUUGGUCCAGAAGCAUUGCUGGCGGUGCUCCCUGGUGGACAUACUGGAGUGCGGGCAUUACGAAUACCAUUGGCCCUGCCAUGGGGAUUGAAGCAUUAAAGUACAUUAGUUACCCUGCCCAGGUCUUGGCAAAAUCCUCAAAAAUGAUUCCAGUCAUGUUGAUGGGCACUUUAGUUUAUGGUAUCAGAUACACCUUUCCGGAGUAUGUAUGUACUUUCCUUGUUGCUGGAGGGGUAUCUACUUUCGCACUAUUAAAGACUAGCUCAAAGACUAUCAGCAAGCUGGCACAUCCAAAUGCACCCCUUGGAUAUGGCCUUUGCUUUCUGAACCUUGCAUUUGAUGGAUUUACAAAUGCAACUCAGGAUUCACUGACUGCAAGGUAUCCAAAGACAACUGCCUGGGAUAUAAUGCUGGGAAUGAAUUUAUGGGGUACCAUAUAUAACAUACUCUACAUGUUUGGAUGGCCACAGGGCAUUGGAUUUGAGGCAAUUCGAUUCUGUAAGCAGCAUCCUGAGGCAGCUUGGGACAUUUUUCUCUAUUGUCUCUGUGGUGCAGUUGGGCAGAAUUUCAUAUUUUUAACCAUAAGCCGAUUUGGCUCUCUUGCUAACACCACCAUCACCACAACCCGCAAGUUUGUUAGCAUUGUGGUGUCUUCAGUGUUGAGCGGCAAUCCCUUGUCAACAAAGCAAUGGGGCUGCGUAGUCAUGGUCUUCUCAGGUUUGUCAUGUCAAAUCUACAUCAAGUGGAAGAAGUUGCAGAAACUGCAGAAGAAGAGAAAGGCUGCAUGAAAAGGAAUUCUAACAAUUUUGAACUUCAUAUUCAUCCUUCCUCUCCACCCUCCCUCCCCACUCUGUUUUUUUCUUCUUUUAUAUGAUCAUUGUAGCCAAAAAGUGCAAUGAUUUCAAAUUUAGACAACAGCUAGGAAUCGGUAAAUGUAAGCGAAAUAGAUCCUGUAAUGAAAUAGCAAGUCAAGAUCCUUGUGAGAAGGCCCGGCCGUUCCUAAUAAUUUUCA